Mya arenaria is the source of this 3373-nucleotide messenger RNA. Its product is annotated as SHC-transforming protein 1-like. Gene Ontology annotation, biological process: intracellular signal transduction; cell surface receptor protein tyrosine kinase signaling pathway. The coding region runs from base 142 to 1563 and encodes 473 amino acids. Gene Ontology annotation, molecular function: receptor tyrosine kinase binding. The record is from RefSeq and is a predicted model, not a curated record. NCBI's taxonomy places the organism in Eukaryota, Metazoa, Mollusca, Bivalvia, Myida, Myidae. Gene Ontology annotation, cellular component: plasma membrane. The transcript has 13 exons.
AACAAACGCAAAUUUUACGACGUAAAAUUAUGUUAUCACCAGUAUACUACCCUGAGUCAACUUCCUGGUUUUAUUUUCAGACAAAAUGUCACGAUCUCUUUCAAAAUCACCCCGACCAUAGAGCUUAAAAUCUGAAACAUCAUGGCUAGCAUUGCAGACAAGUUUAAGAAGCGCAAUGCAAAGGGGAACAUGUCUGUUGAGUGGUCAAGGACAGGAACUUUCCUUCACAAGCCGGAGAGAGGCUGGAUCCAUCCUGACGAACAGCUUGCUUCUGAUGCUGGUAUCUGCUAUGGGGUCAGGUACAUAGGCUGCCUUGAGGUGAAGGAGUCUAUGCGGAGUCUUGACUUUGACACACGAACUGCACUUGCCAGGGAAGCCAUCAACCGAGUUAGUGAGGCUGCAGGGCUCAAGUCAGCCAGCAAAAGGAAAAAGGUGGAAAAGCGAAUAUCGCGGAUGCUUGGGGACAUGCCGUGUAUGCAGUAUGCCGGGUCCAACGUGAAUCUGACCAUCACAAUAGAGAGUAUCAACCUUAUGGUGAUGGAAUCUGGCGAGGUUAUAGCGGACCACCUGAUGCCAGGGAUCUCAUUUGCCUCAGGUGGAGAUGCUGAGACUCUGGACUUUGUGGCAUACGUGGCAAAGGACGAGGUGAUGGGGCGGGCAUGUCACGUGUUAGAGUGUGGUGGCGGGCUCUCUGAGGAUGUUAUUACCACCAUAGGACAGGCGUUUGAGCUGCGCUUUAAGGAAUAUCUCAAGAAACAACCUAAACCUGUGCACAGAAUUGAACACACAAUAAGAGAGGAUGAUGCGUGGGGCAAUGACAAUGACAGCGAGUAUUACAACGACAAUCCUGGCGCCCGGCCCCCAUCACCAAAACUCCGGGUCCCAUCGGAGUAUUCCUCUCCUCCCAGCAACCUGCCUGUGAGUGAUGGUGUGUACUCCUCCGUACGAGAGCCGCCCGAGCCCUUAAAGGGGGCGGCCUUAUAUGAAACCGCUAAAGAAACACCCCUGAUAGACUUUGGGGACGGAAAAAAUGUCUAUGAUAACAAAUCACAGAAUAACCCAGGGGAGGACGGUCGUGAGGAGUCUAACCCUGCAAACCGAGGUCUCUAUGACAACCACAAGUUGCAUGGGCAACAGGAAGCAGCAAGCAACGACCCAUUUGAUAUGGAGCCAUUUAGCUCCAGUAUAUCGAAUGGUCACAUUGAGAGCAAGCCGCCAGGAACAACUGCAGCCAGCAAGAACAUCUCCCCGAUAUUUGAGGAGUGGUUCCAUGGGAACCUGAGCAGGAAAGAGGCUGAGAAGAUGUUGUUAAAUGACGGAGACUUCCUGGUGCGCCAGAGCUCAGCCGACACAACGCAGUACGUGCUGAGUGGGCGGCAGAAUGGAGCCAUCAAGCACCUGCUGCUGGUUGACCCUGAGGGCGUGGUGCGGACGAAGGACCACUCUUUUGACAGUGUGCCACACCUGAUCAACUUCCACAGAACAAAAGACAUUCCCAUUGUAUCCCAGGAGAGUGAACUCCAUCUCAAGAACCCUAUCAGCAACAAGCUCACCAUGUGUUAAUAGUUGAGCCAGACUAUGAUCUGACCCUGGAUACUCGCAUGCCUCUCAGAAGAAAGCUGACAGUGUGACGCUAAUAAUGCUGUGAUUCUCUCUUUGGUUGCCAUUACUUCUGAAUAUGAAUGAUAUAUAUAUAUAUAUACACUCAUUUAUAACCUAUGAACUUGCCCAUUUAUCUGUGAGUUUCAGUCACUGUCCUGCAAUAAAACCUGUGUCAUGAACCAUGUGUGAGCACUAUUCAUGAACCAUGUGUGAGCACUAUUCAUGAACCAUGUGUGAGCACUAUUCAUGAACCAUGUGUGAGCACUAUUCAUGAAUCAUGUGGUUUGGUUUAGGUUGAACCAGCAUCUGUCUGAGCGUAUGUUUACUGAGGACUUGUUCUCAAGCUUAGUCAGACGACUGGUGUACAAGGGACUCAAAGUAGCCGCUAUGCUGAAAUGUGUCAAAAGCUACUGGUAUAUAGAUUAUAUUCAAAAUACGGUCUUUAAUCGAAGCUGUAUUCUUGGUUAGUGUUCAAAACACACCUAUGCAUGCACUGCUGAAGUCCAUGUUCAUGAUGCAGUCACCUUAUCUUAAUGCUAUAAAUGAUUCAAAAUAGAUCUGUUAUUAAUUUCAUUAUCUCAAAAAAACAUAGCCAUUAUCUUGAGACACAUUGACCAUACUUACCAUUAGUGUAUUUAAGAGCAUUUAAAGUGAUAGAUGGCAACUUACUUAUCCUUAAUUGUUAAAUAUUUUAACAUAAUAAAACUAGCAUCAAUCACAACAUGUAUAAUUUUGUAUGAUUCAUGGAACACUUAUACAGCACUUAAAAUGUAGCAUGUUUCUCAUCAAAUGCUGAUGUUUUUCUAACGGGGUCAUUUUUGCAAUUUGUAGCAAAAAUAUUCUUUAAUGAAAGGCAAUGGAUUGUCUCAUUAGAACCAGGGAUAUACCACAAAAACCCUCAUACAAAUUGUCCAUUGUUUCCUUUCUCAUAUAUUCAUGCGAGUCAUAUUGUUGUUAGAUUUCAUUGUUACACAUUCCUUCAUGUUGUCCAAUCUUUGUCAUGUUUGCAUGAACUGGUCCUAUGUAUUUAAUCAUUUACAUUACAUUGUAUUGUAUUGUUGAACAUUAAUAUGUAUGUCUUGUGAGACCAUUAUUUAAUGGUGCCUUUCCUAACUUACUAGAAGGAAAAUCAUGUUAAUAUAAAAAACAUUUACAAAUAAAAACAGUUUCUAAUUAGGGACUGAAGUCAUAGACUGACACUCAGAGUUUGUGCAGUUUUUAUUCAUUAUGUAUGUAUUAUUAAUAAUUACUUGGCAUAAUAUCAAAAAUAAAGAUAUGAUAGUUGGACAUAUGUAAACCAAACUAAUUCAUUGAUUUCAUGUAUGUUUCUUUUCUCACAAUCAGUUUUUUCAGUCUGCUCAAUGAUACUCGUGUAGGAAAGUUUGAGGAAGGGUAAAUGUAAGGUUAAGACAAACUCGGCAAGAUAUUGUUCUUGUAAUUUGUUGUUGUUUUUAAAUGUAUACCCAUACACUCGAGAGUAAUCAGCUAGUUUCUAUUUCAUUCCAUGGAGCCUUUCCUAAUCUCUCUUCGUGCCACUAAUCCUCAUAUUUCACAGUUGUUCAUACUAACUUCCACCUUCUGCUACAGUGGUUUGUUAAAUAUAAACUGCCUACAUGCUUAUAAUGAUUUUUGUAAAAUUUUAAGUUUGAAGAAUUUUUUUAUAUGUAUUUUUUCACAUAACAUUUUUGUAAACAGUGUUGUUUCUUAACCAUUUCUAUUAGACAUUUAUAUAUCUGUUGUUGAUGAUAAUAAAAUGUUAAAAGUAUAAAAA